Galdieria sulphuraria is the source of this 1428-nucleotide messenger RNA. RefSeq names its product metal ion binding protein. The record is from RefSeq and is a predicted model, not a curated record. The transcript has a single exon. The coding region runs from base 49 to 1350 and encodes 433 amino acids. Lineage: Eukaryota; Rhodophyta; Bangiophyceae; Galdieriales; Galdieriaceae.
GAGGGUUUUUCCCAUUUCCAGAGCAUUUCGAUUGUCGUGGAAGAAGAAAUGUCUCUUAUUGACCUUUCUGAAAGCUCUGAUGUAUUAUCGUCUAGGAAUAAUAAUGAUAACUCGGAAAAAGGAGAACAUAAUAAAGGCUUUCCUGCAGACUCUAUGAACUUUUCUACUACUAUUCCCGAAGAAAGUGUCAACGGCCAGUGUUUGACUUGUUUUGAACACGAGGCGAACAUUCGUUUAUUACCUUGUGGUCAUCAAAUAUUAUGUGGUGUGUGCCUAACUUAUUUGUCAGAUGAAAGGUGUCCAAUCUGUAGGGAAAAAGUAGAGUCUGUUGAAAUAUUUACUCAGUUUCAUCAAGACUUUACUUCAGAUUUGGAGAAGAGAGAAAGAGAGAGAGAGUUGAGUUCAGGAGAAGAGGAAAGGACACUUUCAAAGCAAGAAAUUUCCCUCAGAGAAGAAUCCUUUUCUGGUCUUUUACUUUCACAAAACUACUCCUUGUCACCUUCAAAUGGUGAGACUUCGAGGUCUUUAAGUUUUCGAGAUGUUUCCUUGAGAAGGAAACAACCUCAUUCUAGAAAGAAAAGACAACGAGAAUUAGCUCCUAAACCUCCAAAAGUAGUUGUUUCUUUGAGUAAUAUUCUAGAAGAGUGCAAGACCUUGGAGAAAGAAGUCAUCGACCGCAUUUUCCAGGUAUUACUCACCGGUUCCGAUUAUGUUGAUAAGAAUAGUAUUGUUCAUUCUCUUCAAGAUUUAUUUCCUUUGAGAGAAAAGUGGGAUCCUUGGCCUGAAAGACAACGACAGGAUAUGAUCAAAGAAGAAUAUGGCAAUGGAGUGGAUAUAUCUGUUCCAGCAAGACAAUUCUUUCCCAAUAUGGAAAUUCAAAACAUUCCAGUUCACUUACUUUCCGUAAAUUUGUGGGAAUUGCUUAGAAUUGUUCGUUCAGGAAAGGAUGAUUUGCGCUAUCCUGAUGUAGUUUUAGUAGCUUGCUAUACAAAGUCUUUGCGCUCUCUAAGGGAAAUGCUUGCAUUAGAUGAAGUUUUACGUGAUCGUUUACAUUGUAAAGUUCCUCGGUUUUGGGUUAUUUUAGGGGGAGAAGAUGCAAUAGACGAAGUUGAUGCUUUUACUCUGGAAGAUGUUCAACAAGCUUAUCUUGCUAUUCCAUCCAAUAAGAGACCCAAUGACUUUUGGUAUAUUCCGAGUCGUGCAGCAUUUCAAACCUGGUAUGAAAAGAUUGGACAAGAGAUAGUAACAUUUGCUCAAACUGGAAGACAAAUGAAGACUAGUACCGAACUUCAGGAGACCAACUCGGAAGAACAACAGGAUGUAUCAUGUAUGGAUUGUCUAUGUUUAUAAUAUUCAUUAGAUAUAUAUAUAUAUAUAUAUAUACAUUCAUUAUAGAAAAGUUAUUUUGAUAAAAUCAUUGCAAAGUUU